Molecule: messenger RNA, 198 nt
Organism: Sphenostylis stenocarpa
Lineage: Eukaryota; Viridiplantae; Streptophyta; Magnoliopsida; Fabales; Fabaceae
Source: the annotation of a GenBank genome assembly
AUGCACCAUGCCCAGAUGCCAUCACAACCUGACAAGUAUCCUCCCUUCAAACGUGUGCAUAAGCCUGCUCGACCGUGGGAAGUGGCUUCAGUUGGAAUGUACAUCACAGCCAUCUGGGACCAUAGAGCAUGGUUUCUACAGCUUGAUGUUGAUUGGUACAAUAAAGGAAUCAGAGAUCGGGAUUGUGAUUUUGCCUAG